CUUUUCUGCCAGCAAAAUCAUUGAUAUCAUCGUCUCACAUUUGCAAUACCAAUAUCAUAGUACCAGUUAAUCAGUGUAGGGGAAAAAUGGACGAGGGAACUGGACAUGGACCUUUUUAUUUUGAGCUCAACACUGGAGCUAAAAUGCCAUCUGUUGGUUUGGGAACCUGGAAAGCUUCUCCAGGUGUUGUUGGUGAAGCUGUCGUGACUGCAGUCAAGGCUGGUUAUCGACACAUCGACUGUGCCCAUGUUUAUGAUAAUGAAAAAGAGAUUGGGCUUGCAUUGAAGGGACUGUUUUCUUCAGGAGUGGUGAAGCGCAAAGAAUUGUUCAUCACAUCAAAACUAUGGUGUUGUGAUCAUGCACCUGAAGACGUCCCAAAGGCAAUGAUCAGAACUCUAGAAGACCUUCAACUUGACUAUGUUGAUCUCUAUCUUAUACAUUGGCCAUUUCGUAAAAAGCCUGGCAUGAGAGGAUGGGACCCUGAAAUGAUGGCUCCCCUUUGUCUUCCAGAGACAUGGGCUGCAAUGGAGAGCUUGUAUAAAUCUGGUAAGGCUCGAGCCAUUGGAGUCAGCAACUUCUCGACUAAGAAGUUGCAGGAUCUGCUCAAGUAUGCCAAAGUUCCUCCUGCUGUCAAUCAGGUUGAAUGCCAUCCUGUUUGGCAGCAGCCAGGGUUACACAACUUGUGCAUGUCUACUGGUGUUCAUCUAUCGGCAUAUUCCCCUCUAGGAUCUCCAGGGUCUUGGAUUAAAGGAGAAGUACUGAAGGAACCAAUUUUGGUUGAAAUUGCUGAAAAACUUAACAAGUCUCCAGCACAAGUUGCUCUGCGGUGGGGUAUUCAGAGUGGUCACAGUGUCCUUCCGAAAAGUGUGAACGAGUCUAGGAUCGAGCAAAACUUGAGCCUUUAUGAUUGGUCCAUACCUCCGGAGAUCUUCGCCAAAUUCUCAAGCAUCCAUCAGCAAAGACUCCUCCGCGGGGAAUUCGCAUUACAUCCAACUUGUAGUCCUUACAAGAGCCUUGAAGAACUGUGGGAUGGUGAAAUAUGAGAUGAUGCUGAUUCUAUUAUGUUUUCGUUUUACUUUCUCUACACAAAAGACAAGGCAGGGGCAAAGUUUUGUCUUAGGAACAAUGAAUUGUUGGCCUUUUGAUUGCUUAUCGUCUAAAGAAAUGAAUUAUUCCUUCA
Messenger RNA from Gossypium raimondii (Peruvian cotton), 1180 nucleotides. RefSeq names its product NADPH-dependent aldo-keto reductase, chloroplastic. Gene Ontology annotation, cellular component: cytosol. The transcript is spliced from 7 exons. Lineage: Eukaryota; Viridiplantae; Streptophyta; Magnoliopsida; Malvales; Malvaceae. Bases 87 to 1043 code for a protein of 318 amino acids. Gene Ontology annotation, molecular function: aldose reductase (NADPH) activity. The record is from RefSeq and is a predicted model, not a curated record.